Lottia gigantea (owl limpet) is the source of this 990-nucleotide messenger RNA. RefSeq lists its product as hypothetical. Lineage: Eukaryota; Metazoa; Mollusca; Gastropoda; Lottiidae. Gene Ontology annotation, biological process: regulation of mitotic cell cycle; protein phosphorylation. Gene Ontology annotation, cellular component: nucleus. The coding region runs from base 1 to 990 and encodes 329 amino acids. The record is from RefSeq and is a predicted model, not a curated record. The transcript is spliced from 7 exons. Gene Ontology annotation, molecular function: ATP binding; cyclin-dependent protein serine/threonine kinase activity.
AUGGUGAGCCAGCUGAAAAAAGGAUGUCGCAGUGUAGAGGAGUUUCGAUGUUUAAAUAGAAUAGAAGAAGGUACAUAUGGUGUAGUAUAUAGAGCCAAGGAUAAGAAAAAUGAUGAGAUUGUGGCUUUAAAAAGAUUGAAGAUGGAAAAAGAAAAAGAAGGUUUCCCUAUCACAUCAUUACGAGAGAUAAAUACUUUGUUAAAGGCCCAACAUCCAAAUAUUGUCACUGUCAGGGAGAUAGUUGUUGGUAGUAAUAUGGAUAAGAUAUAUAUAGUAAUGGAUUAUGUUGAACAUGAUUUAAAAAGUUUAAUGGAAGUUAUGAAAUCACCUUUUAGUAUUGGUGAAACUAAGACAUUAUUAAAACAAUUACUACGAGCUGUCAAUCAUCUACAUGAUAACUGGAUUUUACAUCGUGACUUAAAAACAUCUAAUUUAUUAUUUAGUCAUAAAGGUAUCUUAAAAGUAGGAGAUUUUGGUUUAGCAAGAGAAUACGGUUCACCAUUACGUCAAUAUACACCUAUAGUAGUAACAUUAUGGUACCGAGCUCCAGAAUUAUUAUUAGGUUGUAAACAGUACUCUACAGCUAUAGAUAUGUGGUCUGUUGGUUGUAUAUUUGCUGAAUUCUUAACCAUGAAACCAUUAUGGCCUGGCAAAUCAGAAAUCGAUGAACUGAACAGAAUUUUUAAGGAUCUAGGUACUCCCAAUGAAAAGAUUUGGCCUGGUGUUAGUGAAUUACCUGGUAUGAAGAAAUGUAGUUUUACAGAAUAUCCCUAUAAUACCAUUAGAAAUAGAUUUGGUACAUAUUUAUCAGAUUUAGGUUCAGAUUUAUUAAAUAGAUUCCUAGCUUAUAGCCCAAGUAGAAGAAUAACUGCUGAAGAAGGAUUAAAUCAUACAUAUUUCUCAGAAUCCCCACUAAAAGUGAACAAUCAGCUAGAAAACAUGUCAGUUCUCCUAAACCCCCAUCUGGUGGCAAGGCUUACUCUAGACUAG